Messenger RNA from Exophiala bonariae, 1476 nucleotides. RefSeq lists its product as uncharacterized. The coding region runs from base 1 to 1476 and encodes 491 amino acids. The record is from RefSeq and is a predicted model, not a curated record. Lineage: Eukaryota; Fungi; Ascomycota; Eurotiomycetes; Chaetothyriales; Herpotrichiellaceae. Gene Ontology annotation, molecular function: protein binding. The transcript has a single exon.
AUGACUUCCAUCACCUCGCUUCCCCCCGAAAUCUUGUCCCAGAUUCUCUCCCUGAGGCUAUUAUCAAGAUCAGAACUCACAAAAUGCGCCCUUGUCUGCAAAGACUUCAAUACUACCGUCACAGCUAACUUGUAUCGAGACCUCUGCUUCGAUCUCCCGCAUUUCCGAUAUGGAAUGGAAGAACACCUGGAACGCAAUGAGCAGCUGCAUAAAAUUCAACUCCUGACCAAUCAGUUGGCAGUCAAUCAGAGACUCGCGGAUCGUGUACACAGCUUAGUCCUUCAUGGCUCCUCCAACUGGCUUUCCGAAAAUGUCGCUUUACCUAGCCUACCAGACCGCCUUGCUCCUCAAGAAGAUGCGCCCCUUGACCACCAGACCUUCUUGAAGCAUACUCCUGUUCCUCUUCCACAGAUGGUAUCAAAACUAACCCAAUUGAAAGUACUGAAUUUGGAUGUUGGGUUCUCAAACUUGUUGCGAAGGCAGGCAGUAUACUUUCCGAAACUCCAAGUGGUCGUGCUCUGGAGUCUUAAUGAGAGGUUCUCCCACAACCACUUCUGGAUGGCCCAGCCGAAUCUCCUCGAAAUCUGUUUCAAUCAUGGAAGCGUUAGCAUUCCACCGGACUUUGAUUGCUACAAUUCUAGCGUGAGUAAAAUUGUUCUGGACUCGAAUCGUGGAUUUCCCUCCAAUAUUGCAAGAUUGGUGCAGGCGCCUAAGGCUCUGAAAUCCUUCAAGUGGCGAUUUUACUCCAACUGCUGCCUUCGAGCAUGUGCGCAUAGGAGCAACAAAUUGAAGGGUAAUAAAGUGAUACCUGGAUGCUACAAGCUGCAAGACAGCGUCAAUUCCAUUCUCACGCAUAUCCGCCACUCACUUCAAACUUUGGUCCUCACCUAUGGUCAUCACUCAACGCGAUGUUCUCUCAGUCCUGUUCUCAUACCAUCAAUGCGUGGCUUUGAUCAAUUAAGAGAGCUCAGGAUCGAAGCUUCAAUGCUAUUGGGAAGCCAGACUUGCCCGUCGCGCGACUCCGUAAGUACAAACAUUUUUCGUCCCGGGUACGAACUCGCCGGCAUCAUUCCAACGUGUCUGGAGACACUGCACCUGGAAGUUGAACGUGAGCAAAUGGACCGUGAUGAGAAGAACUACUGUAAAGAUAUUGUUCGUGGGAUUGUUCAGCGCCAGAAGAAACGCGACCUUCAUUUGGGUCAUUUCAUCAUCGAGGAGAUCAAUCCACGAUAUGCGAGUAAUUGCCAAUGCGUGCCGAAAGAUCUUUGUCAUCGAGCAAGAUCGCACAUUGAGAUCAACUGGAAUCUGGGGAGUAUCUGGGAGAUGGAAAAGGCAUGCACUGGCGUUGGUAUUCUAUUGUCUUACAUUUGGCGGCGUGGGAGCUUUGAAGAUCCUAUCAAGUUAAUCCUUAGGUCUGGCGGUCUCUCCUUACAUGCCACUACGGAACCUUGGGACUGGACAAUGGUUGGUGUAUGA